Molecule: messenger RNA, 558 nt
Organism: Aspergillus oryzae RIB40
Lineage: Eukaryota; Fungi; Ascomycota; Eurotiomycetes; Eurotiales; Aspergillaceae
Product: ribosome biogenesis protein NIP7
Exons: 4
Coding region: 1-558 (185 amino acids)
Biological process (GO): ribosomal large subunit biogenesis; ribosome assembly
Cellular component (GO): preribosome, large subunit precursor; nucleus; nucleolus
Molecular function (GO): RNA binding
Source: RefSeq, a predicted model, not a curated record
AUGCGUCAACUCACUGAACAAGAGACGAAAACGCUUUUCGAGAAAUUGGCCAACUAUACUGGUCGCUCGUUGAACAACCUCAUUACCACCUCCGAUGACCCCAAUGACCGAUAUGUAUUCCGUCUCCAUGGAAAUCGCGUCUAUUAUAUGAAACUGUCCUUGGCCAAUCUUUCGACAGCCAUUCCUCGCGCAAACCUUCUCUCACUUGGUACCUGCAUCGGAAAGUUCACCAAGAGUGGUCAGUUCAGGCUGCACAUCACCGCCCUGGAUGUGAUUGCUCCCCACGCGAGAUACAAGGUCUGGAUCAAACAGAAUGGAGAGAUGCCCUUCCUGUAUGGUGGAAAUGUGGUAAAGGCACACGUCAACCGGUGGUCAGACGAUUGUCCAGAACACGCAGGUGUUGUUGUCUUCAACUCGAAUGAUACUCCAUUGGGCUUUGGUGUUACCGCCCGCUCUAGUGCUGAAGCGAGGAAAUUGGAGCCAACAGCAAUUACCGUGUUCCGUCAGGGAGAUAUAGGGGAAUACCUGAGAGAGGAAGAUACUCUCUUUACGACGUAA